GCUGUCGCUGUGUAAAUUUUCACUCGCUCCCAAGCGGUCGGAAUAAAACGCGAAAAGUCCGCUAAAAGAUAAAAAAUAUAUAUAGUGUCAUCUGUCAAGAUUUAAAACAAAAACCAGACAAGUGUCAAAAUGAGUCGCGAAAUUCGUUGCUGUAAGGUAUUCAAAAUGAAGGGAUCGACGCUGGACAAAAUCUCCGCCUUCCUGGGCGAACUCAUCGGCACCGGCAUCCUGGUCUUCCUCGGCUGCAUGGGCUGUGUGUCCACGACGCAGUUCCCCAACCACCAUCUGCAGAUUGUGCUCAACUUCGGCUUCGCCGUCUUGAUUGCCAUUCAGUGCUUCGGCUGCGUUUCCGGAGCGCAUCUCAACCCGGCCGUAACCGUGGCUGCCUACAUCUACGAAAUGGUCUCCCUGCCAAUGGCCUUCGCCUACUUCAUUGCCCAGAUGCUGGGCGCCUUCAUCGGCUACGGACUGCUGAUGAUCCUGCUGCCCAGCGACACUCUGUCGGCGGGCAACGGCCUCUGCGUGACCUUGCCCAAUGCCGUCACCCCCGGCCAGGCCUUCGGCAUCGAGUUCGUCAUCACCUCCGUCCUGAUCAUCGUCUGCUGCGGCGUCUGGGAUCCGCGCAACGCCAAGUUCCACGACUCCGUCGGCAUUCGUUUCGGCCUGGCCAUCGCCGGUCUCGCCUGUGCUGCCGGACCCUUCACCGGUGCCAGCAUGAACCCUGCCAGGUCCUUCGCCCCCGCCCUGUGGAACACCCACUUCGAGUUCAACUGGAUCUACUGGCUGGCUCCGCUCAGUGGAGCCGCCGUGAGUGCCUACGCCUACAAGGUCGUCUUCCGUCGGGAGGUUGUGGAGGCGGAGAUCACGCCCACCGAGAAGCUGCGCCACUUGGAGGACGUCCAGCUGUCGUAGAUGCCAAAGACGCGGCUGUAGCGAAAGCCCCAACUAAUUUACCCCUAAUCUAAGACGCCGAAUUUUAAAAUAAUAAUAAUUUAGAUUGUGUUUUCACAAAGUGCUCAAGCGUUGCAAAAUGCACACUUUCGAAGCUGCGAUUCUCUUCGUGAACUCACUAAAUGCCUUCAGUAAUAAAGAACAUCGAGAUUUUUAAUCUAUUCUAAAAACGAAA
Drosophila ficusphila is the source of this 1126-nucleotide messenger RNA. RefSeq names its product aquaporin AQPcic. Gene Ontology annotation, biological process: transmembrane transport. The coding region runs from base 130 to 912 and encodes 260 amino acids. The record is from RefSeq and is a predicted model, not a curated record. The transcript has 3 exons. Gene Ontology annotation, molecular function: water channel activity. Lineage: Eukaryota; Metazoa; Arthropoda; Insecta; Diptera; Drosophilidae. Gene Ontology annotation, cellular component: plasma membrane.